CUGUUCUGUUUCUCUUCUUCGCCGGCGCUGUCCAAGAAGAGGAAGGAGAUGGAUCCACCGGCGGGCAGCAAGUACAGGUUUGGUCCUCAUGAGAUAGACGACAGGCAGGUGUUCCUCUCCACGCCCCACUCCUUCGCCAUCGUCAACCUCCGACCCACCUGCCCAGGACAUGUUCUUGUAUGCCCAAAGCGUCAUGUCAAACGAUUUGCCAAUCUUAGUCUUGAUGAGACUUGUGAUUUGUGGAUCACCGCUAAGGACAUUGGUGUACGUCUUGAGCAGUACCACAGAGCUUCUUCUCUCACAUUCACAAUUCAGGAUGGACCUCAUUCUGGCCAAACAGUUCCACAUGUUCACAUUCACAUCGUUCCCAGAAGGAAAGUUGAUUUUGAGAAUAAUAAUGACAAUACUGGCGCGAUAAAUGCAAAAAAGGAGACAUUUGACUUGGAUAUUGAAAGAAAAGAUAGAACAAUGGAAGAAAUGGCCCAAGAAGCCAAUGAAUAUCGUGCUCUUUUCUCCUAGAAAAAUUCUGUAUAUACUAAUUAAUUUUGUCUUUGGCAUUUGACUAUUCUCUGAAUUUUUCAUACCAGAUGAUCAUACUAAUUAUGUUCUGCAUACUGAUGAUAUUUUAUUGUACUAUAUCU
This is a messenger RNA of Oryza brachyantha (malo sina), 641 nucleotides long. Its product is annotated as bifunctional bis(5'-adenosyl)-triphosphatase/adenylylsulfatase FHIT-like. NCBI's taxonomy places the organism in Eukaryota, Viridiplantae, Streptophyta, Magnoliopsida, Poales, Poaceae. The transcript has 4 exons. Gene Ontology annotation, molecular function: catalytic activity. The coding region runs from base 49 to 519 and encodes 156 amino acids. The record is from RefSeq and is a predicted model, not a curated record.